Strongylocentrotus purpuratus (purple sea urchin) is the source of this 1041-nucleotide messenger RNA. Its product is annotated as solute carrier family 49 member 4-like. The record is from RefSeq and is a predicted model, not a curated record. NCBI's taxonomy places the organism in Eukaryota, Metazoa, Echinodermata, Echinoidea, Camarodonta, Strongylocentrotidae. Gene Ontology annotation, cellular component: intracellular membrane-bounded organelle; membrane. The coding region runs from base 219 to 863 and encodes 214 amino acids. The transcript has 6 exons.
GUAAUGUUUUGCCCUGCAACCUCACAAAUCUUAAAACUUGUUUGGAAUUUUAAUUUUAGAAUUUCACCUUUUUUAUUUAUUUAGGCUUGUCCUACCUGACUAUUGAUUCUGUUACACGUGUUGCUCUCAAUGCUUGGAUGUUUCUCUUGUGAUACGUUCAAGACUUGCUCCGUCAUCGAGACCAAUCGGAGACAACGAUAUCUAUCAAUCUAUGAGUCAUGUCUGGGUUUAUUAAUUCAAAUCGAGGCGACAUGGAGAGGGAACACCUUUUAGAUGGAACAGGAGAAGAUAGUGAAGAAGACCUGAAGAGAACGCGAGUUAAUGCUCCUACUCGGUCGCUCAACAAGGAGUACAUCAUUUAUAAAGAAAGAUGGUACAUUUUGGGCAUUUUCUCAGCUUUAGCCCUUCUCUACUUGUGUAAUUGGAAUACCUGGGGACCUAUACAAGACACAGCUUCUGAGGUUCUGCAGUGGGGUCCAGGUCAAUUUGCUCUGCUAGCCAACUGGGGCCCCAUUUCAUUUCUCACAUCUGCUUUCUUCUUUUCAUGGCUUCUUCAUGCCAAAGGUCUUCGUAUAUCAGUUCUGAUUUCUGGUGGACUUCUUUUCAUUGGAUGUGGUAUAAGAUGUAUCCCUGUAUCCAUAGCUAUGAUGAAAUGGACCAUGAACAUUGGGCACAUCUUCAUAGGACUGUCUGGGCCAGUCUUGAUGGCAGCAGUCACGAGUAUAUCUGCCACCUGGUUUCCAACUAAUGAACGUACCACAGCAACGGCCCUCUCAGCUACUUCGCCGUACCUUGGACUUGCAGCCUCCUUUGUCAUCGGACCAGCCAUUGUGACAGAAAUUCACAGUCCAACAACUGGAUGAUGAAAAUCAAGAGCAUCUACAGGAAAUUCGAAAGCUUAUGUAUGUAGAGUUUGGUGCAGUAGCUGUGGUAUUUUUAGUAGCUUUGAUUCGCUUCCCUGCUAAACCUGCCACUGCACCUACUGCUUCGGCUGUGACGGAGAGACAAGAUAUGAGAACUGGAAUUAUUGCUUUAGUUAAG